Messenger RNA from Suillus subaureus, 2316 nucleotides. Its product is annotated as Alpha/Beta hydrolase protein. The transcript has 16 exons. Bases 307 to 1959 code for a protein of 550 amino acids. The record is from RefSeq and is a predicted model, not a curated record. Lineage: Eukaryota; Fungi; Basidiomycota; Agaricomycetes; Boletales; Suillaceae.
UCAUGUGAUCAUGAUAUAGUACCGAUUCCAACCGGUUGAGAUUCUCACACAAGUAUUCAUUGUUCUGGACACCACAUUGGCAGCAACUUACUGUAAAUGUGGAUCUAUUGCAGAUUCGAAGAAGUAAAAAAUCGAGUGUAUGAUAAUGACAAGAGGGGUGCACGUGGGGUAGAAAAUCCAAAUAUCAAUGAAUGUAUCACCACAUGAAGUACCUGUACAAGUAUUUCGGUCGCCUUCGGAUCUACUCUCGCAACUGAGGUUUAUAAUGUCCGUCACGUCGUGUCAUCUUCAUCACCCCAGUCAAAGAUGCUUAUCACUGCGCAAUCUGUGGGAUUGAAACUGUCUACUGGAGCCAAUCUAUUGGUCGUAUCGCAGCUUUUGCUUGCGCUAGAAGCAUUGUCUGCUCCGGCAGCCACUGUAUCUGCACCCAUCGUCAACUUGGGUUAUGUCCAAUACCAGGGAUCGGUUGACACAGCGACAAACAUCACCAGCUUCCUUGGAAUACGCUACGCGGCUCCUCCAGUUGGCGACUUAAGAUGGGCAGCUCCACAACCUCCAUUGGCCGUCUCUGGGGUUGUUGAACAAGCUACCAUGCAACCGAACGAAUGCUAUCAAGCGCCCGUAGGCAACUCUUCAACGAAUCCGUUUGAAAGCACCUCUAUGAGGAAAAGGGCCAUUAGUCAAUCUGAAGACUGUUUAUUCUUGAAUGUAUACACUCCUGGAAGUGAAGUAGUGGCCACUCCGGGAGGAGGGCUCCCAGUUGUCGUUUGGAUUCACGGAGGGGGGUAUAUUGAAGGAGCUGCAAGCGACUAUAAUGGCGCAGAUCUAAUUGUGCACUCGAACCACGGUGCCAUCACUGUCUUAAUUCAGUACCGCCUCGGUUUAUUCGGUUUUCUUCCUGGGGAAGCGGUCAAGGAAGGGGGCGCACUCAAUGCUGGACUACUCGACCAGAAUUAUGCGUUACAGUGGGUGCAGGCCUACAUAAGUAGCUUCAGCGGCGACCCCACAAAGGUCACAAUUUGGGGAGAGUCCGCUGGUGCCGGUUCAGUGCUACAGCAUAUUGUUGCCCAUGGAGGAAACACGCAGCCUCCCCUCUUCAAGACCGCCAUGACGAGUUCUACAUUCUUGCCAUCCCAAUACAACUACAAUGACCGGAUUCCGGAGAUGUUGUAUAGUGAGGUCGUCAAUGGAACAAGCUGUGCCUCAAGUUCGGAUACUCUCUCUUGUUUACGCACCACAGAUGCCAAUACGCUGCAGACCUUGAACUAUAACAUCAACGUCAACGGGUUCUUUGGCACGUUCGUAUUCGUGCCUGUUGUGGACGGCACUUUCAUCUUGGAGAGGCCUACCGUGACGAUAAGGAAGGGUCGUUUGAAUGGCGACUAUCUCCUUUCUAUGACCAAUUCGCGUGAGGGGAACUAUUUCGUCGACCAAUCAAUGACAUUGGAUGUCGCAGAUUAUGUCAAGACGCUUUUCCCGAAUUUCGGUUCUGCUCAGGUUGCUGAAGCGGUGACGCUGUACCAGAACUAUGGAAGUAACGUUAACCAAGCAAAUCUUGUGAUGGGCGAAUCAAUAUUCCUUUGCCCCACUUAUUAUCUCCUCUUAGAAUUUGGAGAACGAGCUUGGAAAGGCGAGUUUGCAAUCCCGCCUGGCCUACAUGGAUAUGAUCUUAUAUACUACUUCACUUCAUUUGACGGUGGUCUUCCACACAACAAUACGCAGUUCAUCACUGCUUUCUCGAAUUCAUUCAUGGCUAUGGCCAUGUUUGAGACUCCUGACGACAGAUACACCCCAGGGGAUAUCACACCUUCCUGGAGAUCUUGGCGAUAUGAUUUGACAGAGAUGAUGUUCAACGAGACAUCCGCGGGAGUAGCCGACGUUCACACUUUCAAGACUGAUAGCGCCUUGCUGGAGCGUUGCGCCUACUGGCUAGACGUGUCAGGGUAUUCAGCGCAGUGAAUGGAAGUUGAGCACUGCUCUGGUAUCUGCGUGAGUUGAAUGGUCUCACAACAUGUUUGUCAUCCGUAUAUCAGCUUGUCACAAAUGCUCUGGUCGUAGGAUUAGUACGCGGCGAGACAUAUAAUCUUUUUGUUCUGAGUGGGUGAUGCGUUUGUUCGAGACACUCGAUUGGCUGGCUGCGCGGACGUUCAAGUUCAAAUUGGUCAUGACUCACUGCCCCGCAGCGUUUUUGGAAGUGAUCGAGCUACAAGGACCGUCAAGCAGCCAAGUUCUGCCCCGAUAUUUCACGUCACAUCAGACCAAGAUGUCUGUUUGACUCACUGCCAGCGUCACGAAUUAUUUGUUAUCAGAUACAGG